Phyllostomus discolor (pale spear-nosed bat) is the source of this 2911-nucleotide messenger RNA. It is a transcript of the gene TLR10, whose product is annotated as toll like receptor 10. Gene Ontology annotation, cellular component: membrane. Gene Ontology annotation, molecular function: lipopeptide binding; Toll-like receptor 2 binding; transmembrane signaling receptor activity. Bases 398 to 2830 code for a protein of 810 amino acids. Lineage: Eukaryota; Metazoa; Chordata; Mammalia; Chiroptera; Phyllostomidae. The transcript has 2 exons. Gene Ontology annotation, biological process: cellular response to bacterial lipopeptide; toll-like receptor signaling pathway; inflammatory response. The record is from RefSeq and is a predicted model, not a curated record.
UGUGGCUCAGAUGGGCAGCUGCCAGCCUGGGAGUGAGAGCUGUUAGCUUUGUUCGUCCUAACGUUCCUGAAAAGGCAGUGAGGGCUGCAGGGGCCUUCCCUGAAGAGGAGGUCGUGUGAACUCAUGUACGUGGGAAAAAUGCAGCCUUAUUCAGAUUUCUAGUAUUUGUUAUUUUGCCUCUGUUACUCUGAGGGUUAAUGAUCAGUGAGAGACCUCGGGGAUCUAGAUCUGAGGAAUUGCACUGAAGAGGUAUGGGGGUUUGAGUUUCCUUUCGAUGGUUGCUGAUUAAGCUUGGCCAGUCCUUCUCCCUCGAGUGGAUGGUCCCAGGCGUCCUGGGUUUUGAACUCCCCUUCAUCAUCCAUACACAGGAACCAAUGGUAAAAUCCCUGGAAUCACAAUGAGACCUCUCAGAAGCAUUCACGUGCUUUGCGGUAUUGUCAUGUCAGUGCACGUCUGGGCUUCAGAGCUGCCGGAAGAAAGGGAGCUGAUGACCAACCUCUCCAACCUGUUUCUCAGAAAGGUCCCUGCAGACUUGACCCCAACCACGACCAUGCUGGAUUUAUCCUACAACCUCCUUUCUGAACUCCAGAGUCCAGAUUUUCGUUCUGUCUCCAGACUGAAAGUUUUGAUUCUGUGCCACAACCAUAUCCAAGAGCUGGAUAUCAAGACCUUUGAAUUUAACAAGGAGUUAAAAUACUUAGACCUGUCCUACAACAUGCUGAAGACCGUGACUUGGCACUCCCUGGCAGGUCUCAGACAUUUAGAUCUUUCUUUCAAUGACUUUGGUACCAUGCCCAUCAGCGAGGAGAUUAGCAACAUGUCUCGCCUGGAAGUCUUGGGUUUGAGUGGGGCAGAAAUACAAAAAUCAGAUUUCCAGAAAAUUGCUCACUUGCACCUAACUACUGUGUUUUUAGGGUUGAGAACUCUGUCUCAUUACGAAGAGGGCAGCCUACCCAUCUUAAAUACAACAAAACUUCACAUUGUUUUACCAGCGAACACAGAUUUCUGGGUUCUUUUGCGUGAUGGAAUCAAGACGUCAAAAAUAUUAGAAAUGACAAAUAUAGAUGGCAAGAGCCAAUUUGCAAGUUAUGAAACUCAAAAAAGUCUUACUUUAGAGAAUUCCAAGACAUCUACUCUGUUACUCAGUAAUGUUGAUUUACUUUGGGAUGACCUUCUUUUCAUCUUCCAGUUUGUUUGGCAUACGUCAGUAGAGUAUUUCCAAAUUGAACACGUGACUUUUGGGGGUAUGGUUUAUCUCAACCGCAAUUCAUUUGACUACUCAAACACUGCAAUGAGAGCUAUAAAAUUGGAGCAUGUACAUUUUAGAUUUUUUCAUAUUCCACAGGACAGUGUCUACUUGCUUUUUACCAAAAUGGACAUAGAAAACCUGACACUGUCAGAUGCACAGAUGCCUCACAUGCUAUUCCCUACUUACCCUACAAGGUUCCAGUAUUUAAAUUUUGCUGAUAAUAUCUUAACAGAUGAACUAUUUAAAAACCCUACCCAACUGCCUCAUUUGAAGACUCUCAUUUUGAAGGGCAACAAGUUGGAAACACUGUCCUUAGUGAGCAGUUUUGCUAAGAACACAUCCUUGCAGUUCUUGGACCUGAGCCAAAAUCUGUUACAACAUGAAAAUAAAGAAAAUUGUUUUUGGCCAGAAACCUUGAUCACCAUGAACCUGUCAUCCAACAAAUUUGUUGAUUCUGUUUUCGGGUGCUUGCCCACACGUGUUCAAAUACUUGACCUGAGUAAUAACCAAAUUCAAACUGUCCCUAAAGAGAUUAUUCAUUUGGAGUCUUUGCAAGAGCUGAAUCUUGCAUUUAAUGUCCUAACCGACCUCCCUGGGUGCAGUCAUUUCAAAAGACUCUCAGUUCUAAACAUGGAAAUGAACUUAAUUCUCAGUCCAUCUCCGGAUUUUUUUCAGAGCUGCCCAGGAGUUAAGACUCUAAAUGCAGGAGGAAAUCCAUUCCGGUGUACGUGUGAACUAAGAGAUUUCAUUCAGCUUGAACAAUAUUCCAAGGGCAUGAUGGUUGGAUGGUCAGAUUCAUACAUCUGUGAAUACCCUUUGAAUUUAAAAGGGACUCGGUUAAAGGAUGUCCACCUUCCCGAAUUAUCCUGCAACACAGCUCUGCUAAUUGUCACUAUUGUGGCGGCCAUGCUAGUCCUGGGGACGGCUGUGGCCUUCUGCUGCCGCUACUUCGAUCUGCUCUGGUAUGUCAGGAUGCUGGGCCAGUGGACACAGAUGUGGCACAGGGUUAGGAAGACAACCCGACAGCUCAAGAGAAAUGCCCAGUUCCAUCUGUUUAUUUCCUACAGCGAACAUGAUUCUGCCUGGGUGAAGUAUGAAUUGAUCCCCACUCUAGAGAAAGAAGAUGGCUCUGUCUCGAUUUGCCUUCCCGAGAGAAACUUUGACCCCGGCAAGACAGUUACUGAAAAUAUCCUGAACUGCAUUGAGAAAAGCUGUAAGUCCAUAUUGGUUUUGUCUCCCAGCUUUGUCCAGAGUGAGUGGUGCCAUUACGAACUCUACUUCGCCCACUACCCUCUCCUUGAUGAAAUUUCUCAUCACAUAAUCCUCAUCUUGCUGGAACCCGUUCCACUCUACUGCGUUCCAACGAGGUACCCAAGGCUGAAAGCCCUCAUGGAAAAGAAAGCAUACUUGGAAUGGCCCAAGGACAGGCGUAAAUGUGGACUUUUUUGGGCAAAUCUUCGAGCUAAUAUUCAUGUCAGUUCACUAGAAACCAGGGACACGUGUGAGCCACACACAUUCACAGAGUUGAAAGAAGAGUCUCGGGGUUCUGCCCUCUCUCUGAUAAGAACAGACUACAUAUGAAGCCCCGUUCUCCCUCGGGGAAAUUGGGGCCCGCAUGCACUGUUGGGAUUUAAGUCGAUACCACCUUUAUGAUGACAACUU